AUGACUGCGAUUGGUGUUCCAAUUAAGAUUUUGCAUGAAGCUGAAGGUCAUGUUAUUACACUUGAAACGACAAUUGGCGAAGUAUAUCGUGGUAAAUUGAAUGAGGCAGAGGAUAACAUGAACUGUCAAAUGAGUGAAGUCACAGUGACUUAUCGAGAUGGAAGGACUCAUCAUUUGGACAAUGUUUUUAUUCGUGGAUCAAAGAUUCGGUUUAUGAUUUUACCAGACAUGUUGAAAAACGCACCAAUGUUUAAGAAUAUUGGUCGAGCCCAGAAAGGAGCUGUUGGUAUGGGAAUGGGAGAUAACCGUGAUGGACGUGGUCUUCGAGGACGUGGUACCGCAUUUCGGGGACGUGGUGGCCCACGUGGUAAUCAACGCGGUCCAGGUGGAAUGCCGCGGCCUCAGUUCCGAGGAUGA
Molecule: messenger RNA, 417 nt
Organism: Acanthocheilonema viteae
Lineage: Eukaryota; Metazoa; Nematoda; Chromadorea; Rhabditida; Onchocercidae
Source: the annotation of a GenBank genome assembly